AUGCCAAGGGAAACAAGUUUGGUAACAAUCAUCGGUGAAGAUAGUUACAAGAAAUUACGGUCCUCAAGAUGUCUUCUGGUCGGUGCUGGGGGCAUAGGGUCUGAAUUGUUAAAGGAUAUAAUCUUGAUGGAAUUUGGUGAAAUACAUAUUGUCGAUUUGGACACCAUUGACCUUUCGAACUUAAACAGGCAAUUUCUUUUUAGACAAAAAGAUAUUAAACAACCGAAGUCUACCACAGCCGUAAAAGCAGUACAGCAUUUCAAUAACUCUAAGUUAGUGCCUUACCAAGGAAAUGUUAUGGACAUUUCUACCUUCCCACUGCAUUGGUUUGAGCAAUUUGACAUUAUCUUCAAUGCUCUUGAUAACUUGGCCGCAAGACGGUAUGUCAAUAAAAUAUCACAGUUUCUAUCACUGCCCUUAAUAGAAUCUGGAACAGCUGGAUUUGAUGGAUACAUGCAGCCUAUUAUCCCCGGGAAAACUGAGUGUUUUGAAUGUACAAAGAAGGAAACACCAAAGACUUUUCCUGUGUGUACUAUCAGGUCCACUCCUUCUCAGCCAAUUCAUUGCAUUGUUUGGGCGAAAAACUUUCUAUUUAACCAGCUAUUUGCGUCAGAGACCUCUGGAAAUGAAGAUGAUAACAACCAGGAUUGGGGUACAGAUGAUGCUGAAGAAAUUAAGCGCAUUAAACAAGAAACUAAUGAAUUGUAUGAAUUGCAAAAAAUUAUCAUAUCAAGAGAUGCAUCCCGUAUUCCAGAGAUUCUUAAUAAAUUAUUCAUUCAGGAUAUAAAUAAACUGCUAGCCAUUGAAAAUUUAUGGAAAACGAGAACAAAGCCAGUACCAUUAUCAGACUCUCAAAUAAAUACUCCUACUAAAACAGCUCAGUCUGCCUCUAAUUCUGUUGGCACAAUACAGGAGCAAAUUAGUAAUUUCAUUAAUAUUACACAAAAAUUAAUGGAUCGCUAUCCCAAAGAGCAAAAUCAUAUUGAAUUUGAUAAAGAUGAUGCUGAUACUUUGGAAUUCGUCGCAACUGCUGCGAACAUAAGGUCACACAUAUUCAAUAUUCCAAUGAAGUCCGUAUUUGACAUCAAGCAAAUUGCUGGUAACAUUAUCCCGGCUAUUGCAACAACGAAUGCUAUCGUUGCCGGUGCAUCGUCAUUGAUUUCACUGCGCGUUUUAAAUCUUUUGAAAUAUGCCCCAACUACUAAGUAUACUGAUUUGAAUAUGGCUUUCACAGCAAAGGCAAGCAAUCUAUCCCAAAAUCGUUAUUUAUCAAAUCCGAAACUAGCCCCUCCAAAUAAAAAUUGCCCAGUUUGCUCUAAAGUUUGUAGAGGUGUUAUUAAGUUAUCCAGCGAUUGUUUGAACAAAAUGAAACUAAGUGAUUUUGUAGUUUUAAUACGCGAGAAGUACUCAUAUCCACAGGAUAUUUCGCUCCUGGACGCAAGUAAUCAAAGGUUACUAUUUGAUUACGAUUUCGAGGAUUUGAACGAUCGUACUUUAUCGGAGAUUAAUCUUGGAAAUGGUUCUAUAAUAUUAUUCUCCGACGAAGAAGGUGAUACAAUGAUCCGCAAAGCCAUAGAAUUAUUUCUUGAUGUUGAUGAUGAACUCCCAUGUAAUACUUGCAGCUUACCGGACGUUGAAGUCCCAUUAAUAAAGGCCAACAAUAGUCCUUCAAAAAAUGAAGAAGAAGAAAAAAAUGAAAAGGGUGCAGAUGUAGUCGCAACUACGAACAGUCAUGGGAAAGAUGGUAUCGUGAUAUUAGACGACGAUGAAGGUGAGAUCACCAUCGAUGCUGAACCGAUCAAUGGUUCAAAGAAGAGGCCAGUUGAUACUGAGAUUUCUGAGGCGCCCAGUAACAAAAGGACAAAGUUAGUUAAUGAACCGACUAAUUCUGAUAUUGUUGAAUUAGACUAA
This is a messenger RNA of Saccharomyces cerevisiae S288C, 1911 nucleotides long. It is a transcript of the gene UBA2, whose product is annotated as E1 ubiquitin-activating protein UBA2. Bases 1 to 1911 code for a protein of 636 amino acids. Lineage: Eukaryota; Fungi; Ascomycota; Saccharomycetes; Saccharomycetales; Saccharomycetaceae. The transcript has a single exon. Gene Ontology annotation, biological process: protein sumoylation. The record is from RefSeq and is marked reviewed. Gene Ontology annotation, cellular component: nucleus. Gene Ontology annotation, molecular function: ubiquitin-like modifier activating enzyme activity; SUMO activating enzyme activity.